This is a messenger RNA of Phaeodactylum tricornutum CCAP 1055/1, 333 nucleotides long. RefSeq lists its product with no specific name. The transcript has a single exon. The record is from RefSeq and is a predicted model, not a curated record. Bases 1 to 333 code for a protein of 110 amino acids. Lineage: Eukaryota; Bacillariophyta; Bacillariophyceae; Surirellales; Neidiaceae.
AUGUCUUCCGAAGGGCCUUACGGACGCCACGGCUUUCAGUCUAAUCCUGGAGGCGGCGGAUACGGGGGAGGUGCCAGCUACGGCGGUGGAGCUCCCACAGGAGGCGCCUACAUGGCUCCGUCGUACGGAGGUGGCUACGGCGGAGGCGCCUCCUACGCCGCUCCUUCUCCGCAAGGCUAUGGAGGAGAUUACGGUGGAUACAGUGCACAGGGAUCGGGUGAUUACAUGGUAGGUUUGGCUGGGGGGUAUUUUCAGGUCAUUGUGCCGUGGCCCAUGGUCGAUUUUGUCCAAGUGAUUGCACGAAUGGGCAAGACUUUGGGAAAGUUUUGCUAA